Molecule: messenger RNA, 2466 nt
Organism: Fundulus heteroclitus (mummichog)
Lineage: Eukaryota; Metazoa; Chordata; Actinopteri; Cyprinodontiformes; Fundulidae
Gene: zbedx
Product: ZnF_BED domain-containing protein
Exons: 2
Coding region: 228-2135 (635 amino acids)
Molecular function (GO): DNA binding
Source: RefSeq, a predicted model, not a curated record
UCGUCUCGGUGCCUCCAGCCGAUGAAGCGUCCACGAACACGAGGGUGACGUACACGUCCUCCCCUUUAAGACUUGCUACGCAACAUGGAAACAAAGGCCUGCCCCUUUUUUUCACGAGGAUUUCUUCGCAGCCAGCGUUACAUUACGUGUAAUCAAGAUUACUAAACCGGAUUACGAUACUUUUACUGUAUUUCAGCACGUCGUUAGUGGCAGAAGUUGCGUCCGAUAUGGAUGCGGAGCAGCAUGAGACCUGCGGGGAGACUAAAUCGGCCAUUAACUCUUGGCGUUAUCGCCACCAUUUCACGUACAAGGCUGAUCAGGGGAAAAAUAUCAUCGUGCAAUGUAAUCUGUGCCUGCCGAGGGUCAAUCUGCUGUCCACGUCGAAAACCUCCACGUCAAACCUAAAGAAGCAUUUAGACAGAACACACCUGGGCUGUGAGGCCAGGCCGGAUGCAAAGAGAGGCAGGAAGAAGGAGGAGUGCAACGGCGAGGAGAGCAGACACUGCCAGCUGAAAAAAAUCAAAGCGGAGAUCAUCUCCAAAUGCCUGACCCAGUCCAAGAUCGACGACCUCGUCUUCAGCUUCAUCGUGGAGGACUGCCAGUCGUUCUACGUGCUGGAGCAGCCCGGCUUCAAGAGGCUGGUGGCGGGUCUGACGGAGGGGCUGCAGGUCAUGGACCGGGCGACGCUCUUCGCCAAAGUGGACCACGGCCUCUCCAGGAUGCGGGAGGAGCUGCUGGCCAAGCUCAGCGGCGUCCAGUACGUGUGCACCACCGCCGACGUCUGGACGGCCAACGACAGGAGCUUCUUCGGCAUGACGUGCCACUGGAUCGACCCGGAGUCCCUGGAGAGGAAGUCCGCCGCCCUGGGCUUCCCGCGGCUGCAGGGCCGGAUCACGUACGACUCCGUCGCCGGGCGCAUCCACGACACCCACGUCGCCUACAACAUCGAGAGCAAAGUCCAGACCACGGUCGCCGACAACGCCAGCCCCUUCGUCGGCGUCUUCCGGGAGUACGCGCCCGACAGCCAGGAGCGCGACGACGACGACUUUGGCUUCUUCGAGAACGUGAGCGCCGUGCUGGAGGGCGAGCCGGAGCGGGACAUGCUCCUGUUCCUGCCGCCCGUGCGGCGCUGCGCGUCCCACACCCUGGUGCAGAUCGUCGCCGAGGACUUCUGGCAGGCCAUCCUGCAGGGGCCCAUGUGCCAGCUGCACUACAGCUCCAUGUCCAAGGUGUUCUCCGUGUGGAGCAAGUGCCACCAGCUCCAGGUGGGCAUGGCGGCGGCGGAGGAGAUCGGGAGCAUGGCGCUGGUCGUGCCGUCCGUCAUCUGCUGGAACGUGGAGUACUGCGCCGUGCAGAAGAUCGUCUCCCUCGGCGAGCGGGAGCUGACGGAGCUCUGCGCCCGCCUGGAGGUGCCUCGCCUGCAGCCGGAGGAAGCGGCCUUCCUGAAGGAGUACGUGACCGUGUUCCACCCGCUGGCCUUCGCGCUCGAACUCUUCCAGGCGGAGCAGAAGUGCUACCUGGGCCUGGUCAUCCCGACCGUCCUGAGCCUGAAGAACAAGCUGAACGAGCAGAAGGAGGCGGCCGGCUACUUCGGCGACGUCGUCGGCGCCAUCGUCGAGGCCAUCGACGUCCGGUUCCAGGAGUUCUUCUCCAGCACGGAGGCGAGGAUCGCCACGGCCACCACCCCGCAGUUCCGCCUGUGGUGGAUGCCGGCCUCCGAGCGGGAGGAGAUGUGCGCCCUGCUCGCCGCCGAGGCCUCGCAGGCGGAGCCCGGCGACGCGGCCGAGGCCAACACCAGCCGCAGCCUGUCCACCAUCAAGUCCGAGGACGACUUCUUCAGCUACGGCUCCGCCAAGACCUCCAUCCAGAUCCAGCCGCGAGGCGUGACGGAGGAGAUCCGCCGGUACGUGGAGGGGACCGGCAAGAGCCUGGAGUGUCUGCAGGACUUCCCCAGAGUCAAGCAGCUUUUCCUCAAGUACAACACCACGCUGCCUUCCACGGCCCCCAUCCAGCGUCUCUUCAGCCAGAAGGGCAACCUGAUGAGCUCGCAGAGGAACUUCCUGACGGACGACUACUUUGAACGCGUCCAGCUUUUGAGAUACAACAGCAGCGUGUGUCCUCUGGUAACAGAAUGACUCUCCCCACGCCGCCUUUUCGAGUUGUGCGGGGGGUUUAAACCAUAAUGUGAUCGAUCAGGAGCGGCGAAUCUGAUGUGAGGAUCUUAAAGAACGGCUCGUCGUUAGGCGUUCAAGUUGUCAGAACCACGUGUGGAGACGUCGCAGCGCUGCCGGGUUUAAUUCUGGCUCCUGGUGCUGAUGCUGGUCGGUCGCUCCUGCGCCAAAUCAUCCCUGGAAAUGACAACGUCAAACCCAAUUCCAGGCACUUUAAUUUAGCCGUAUUUCGCCUCCUCUUCCUCUCCGUUUUUUUCCACAAAGGCUUUAUUAAAAAAAAAAAAAAAAAAAAAAA